Messenger RNA from Sciurus carolinensis (gray squirrel), 1491 nucleotides. It is a transcript of the gene Ogfod3, whose product is annotated as 2-oxoglutarate and iron dependent oxygenase domain containing 3. The coding region runs from base 314 to 1264 and encodes 316 amino acids. Lineage: Eukaryota; Metazoa; Chordata; Mammalia; Rodentia; Sciuridae. Gene Ontology annotation, cellular component: membrane. The transcript is spliced from 9 exons. The record is from RefSeq and is a predicted model, not a curated record. Gene Ontology annotation, molecular function: iron ion binding; L-ascorbic acid binding; oxidoreductase activity, acting on paired donors, with incorporation or reduction of molecular oxygen.
CUGCGACCCAGGGGAGGGCAGGUCGCUGUAGCCCCCUGGGGAGGGCAGGCCAUCCCGGCUACCCUGUGUGGGCACAGGUCACCUGGAGGGCGGCGCCCGGGCCGCCGGACGCAGCUGCCCCAGGUGCGCCGCGCCGCCGAGGAGCCGGCCCCGCCCCGCCGCUCGGCCGCCGAUUGCUCGCGUCUGGCCGCAGCCCCGGAGGAUCGCCGAGCGCGUCGCUCCCGCCUCUCCGCACCGCCUCGCUCCCUGCCGAGGCUCUCGCCCCGUGCUCGACGACUCCCGCGUCUGUCUGGCUCCGCGGCAGCCUGGCCCGAUGGCUCCUCAGAGGAGGGGCGCGCCCAGGGCGGCCGAGAACAGCGGGGCCGCUGUGCGCCGGCGCCCAAGCAGUGCCAAGAAGGACCGGGUGCUGCGGGAGUCGUGGAGGGAAGCAUGGCUGAGGGUUGCAGGCCUGGUGGCUGGCCUUGUGCUGGCUGCCCUCCUGCUCUGGAGCAGCCUGGGGACCGAGGAUGGCGUGGCCGAGGUCCUGGCCCAUCGUGGUGAGGUCCUGGCGGGCAGAUUCAUCGAGGUGCCCUGCUCUGAAGACUAUGAUGGCCACCGGAGGUUUGAAGGCUGCACCCCCAGGAAGUGUGGCCGGGGCGUCACCGACGUUGUCAUCACCCGGGAGGAGGCGCAGCGGGUUCUCAGCAUAGCCGCAAAGGGACUCGCGCUGGGCGGAUCCGACGGAGGGGCGUCCAUCCUGGACCUGCACUCCGGAGCCCUGUCUAUGGGGAAGCACUUUGUGAACCUGUACAGAUACUUUGGGGAUAAGAUACAGACGGUCUUCUCUGAAGAGGACUUCCAGUUGUAUCAGGACGUGCGGCAGAAGGUGCAGCUCACCAUCGCCAAGGCUUUCGGCAUCGGCGCGUCCUCGCUCUACCUGACGAAGCCCACGUUCUUCUCCCGCAUCAACAGCUCGCAGGCCCGGACCGCCCACGACGAGUACUGGCACGCACACGUGGACAAGGUGACCUAUGGCUCCUUCGACUAUACCUCACUGCUCUACCUCUCCGACUACCUGGAAGACUUCGGUGGCGGGCGCUUUGUGUUCGUGGAUGAAGGGGCCAACAAGACAGUGGAGCCGAGAGCCGGGCGGGUCUCCUUCUUCACUUCGGGGUCUGAGAACCUUCACCGGGUGGAGAAGGUCCUCUGGGGCACCCGGUACGCCAUCACCAUCGCCUUCACCUGCAACCCCGACCACAGCAUCGAAGACCCAGCAUUCACGUAGCCGGUGGGGCCCUGGGAUCACACCUGGGGCCUGUCCACAUACCCUCCUCUUGGGAAGCAGCCACGGGCAGGUGGUGCUCCUGGGCCACCUGAGCAUGUGCCCUGCCCCUGGGAUCCAGCCCCUUCCCUCUGCAGAGUGCCUUAUGAAUUAUCCUGAGUCCUGAUUUGCUGGUGUUUUAGUCUUUUCAUCUGUGAAUAAAUGGAGGAGCGGGUUUCCUCCUCAUUAGC